CGGCCACCGCAGCGGACACAGCCGAGAGAAGCCUCGCUUCCCUCCCGCGGCGACCGGGGCCCGAGCCGGAGAGCAACAGAAACCAGACACCAUGUGUGACGAAGACGAGACCACCGCCCUCGUGUGCGACAAUGGCUCCGGCCUGGUGAAAGCCGGCUUCGCGGGCGACGACGCCCCUAGGGCCGUGUUCCCUUCCAUCGUGGGCCGCCCUCGCCACCAGGGCGUCAUGGUGGGCAUGGGUCAGAAAGACUCCUACGUGGGCGACGAGGCUCAGAGCAAGAGAGGUAUCCUGACCCUGAAGUACCCCAUCGAGCACGGCAUCAUCACCAACUGGGACGACAUGGAGAAGAUCUGGCACCACACUUUCUACAACGAGCUCCGCGUGGCCCCCGAGGAGCACCCCACCCUGCUCACCGAGGCCCCCCUCAACCCCAAGGCCAACCGCGAGAAGAUGACCCAGAUCAUGUUUGAGACCUUCAACGUGCCCGCCAUGUACGUGGCCAUCCAGGCCGUGCUGUCCCUCUACGCCUCCGGCCGUACCACCGGUGAAUACAAUACAUGA
Leptonychotes weddellii (Weddell seal) is the source of this 562-nucleotide messenger RNA. Lineage: Eukaryota; Metazoa; Chordata; Mammalia; Carnivora; Phocidae. The record is from RefSeq and is a predicted model, not a curated record.